Messenger RNA from Aaosphaeria arxii CBS 175.79, 1116 nucleotides. RefSeq lists its product as uncharacterized. Lineage: Eukaryota; Fungi; Ascomycota; Dothideomycetes; Pleosporales. Gene Ontology annotation, molecular function: oxidoreductase activity. Bases 101 to 1021 code for a protein of 306 amino acids. The record is from RefSeq and is a predicted model, not a curated record. The transcript is spliced from 5 exons.
AAUAUAAGAAGAGCAGGCUGAGCACUCAGCCAGCUAGCGCAUCCGCCGUCGCAAAGGACCGACCCGCACCCCCCGCACCCGCGUCGCACUAUCGCCCGCUAUGGCAGCGCGAACAACAACCCAUCAAGCUAAAGCUUCGAUCGAUUUCCUCGCCAAAGACCCUUUUUACGAUCGAGUGAAACCGUACUCGAUCCAUCGUUCCUUGCCGACCACACUACCGCAUGAUAACCUUGUCCGGGAGGUUCACGAUGUACCUCUGCACGACCUGCGUAAGGAAGCGCACUCGCUAUCCUUUGAGGAAAAUGGUAUCGCCGUCCUGGAAAUGGCAAGUGCCAUGACCUACGAUGACUUUGAAGAUCGCCACAAAGUGGAACAGACAUACUGCAAAGAAGUGGCAGAUGCCUUAUUGAUGUACACAAACGCAGCCUCUGUGCAGAUAUUCGACUGCUCUAUACGCAAACGACACGAGGCAUGGCCUGAGAAGUCGUCCCGCGAACUUGAUGGAGAGGUACAAUCCAGUACGUAUCCACAACCUGCGCGGCAAGCGCAUAUUGAUAUCAAUGAGAAGGAAACCGGAGCCCUUGUCAAGGAGCUCAAUCCCUUUGAUUACGACAGGUUACUAUCAGGUAGAUACAUUACUCUCAAUGUCUGGCGACCGCUGUUCGGCCCUUUGCAAGACUGGCCUCUUGCCGUAUGCGACGCAGCCUCGGUCGAUCUUAUGCUAGAUUUCAUGGAUCUAGACAACAUUUACCUCAGCAGCGCAGAGGAUUUAAAUGAUACGCCCAAAAAGGGACUGGCCAACUUAAAAGUCAUUGAGAACGUACUUAUCCAUUACAAUCCUGCGCAAAGGUGGCACUACCUGAGCGACCACCAGCCUUCCGAAUUGCUUCUAUUUCGACAAUUCGAUUCCACCGGCAAGCCAGGAGUUCCGCAUGCCUCGUUCUACCAACAACCUGUGGGAACCAACUUUCCAAGAUGCCGGGAAAGCGUCGAAGUCCGCGUAAUUCUAUACUUCGAAUAGUUGGGAAGAUUGCGUCUAUGUGGAAGGAAACCAUUCAUUUAAUGUCAUUAUACGUAGUUAUCAUUCUUAGUCUCAUAAAGAUGCCCUUAUCACCA